Messenger RNA from Sorghum bicolor (sorghum), 816 nucleotides. RefSeq lists its product as uncharacterized. The transcript is spliced from 2 exons. Lineage: Eukaryota; Viridiplantae; Streptophyta; Magnoliopsida; Poales; Poaceae. Bases 1 to 816 code for a protein of 271 amino acids. The record is from RefSeq and is a predicted model, not a curated record.
AUGGAUGCAGUUGAAUCACACGACGAUUACUUCGUGCAAAAAAAGAAUUGUACAUGGACGUUUGAAUUGAGUUACUUCCAAAAGGUCACUACCGCUCUUCGUAUGAUCACAUAUGAGGUUUCUACUGAUGCUACAGAUGAGUACAUUCGCAUUGGCGAAAGCACUGCACUUGAGAGCCUACGUAAGUUCGUUGCUGCAGUUGUAGAAUUAUUUGAAGCGGAAUACCUGAGACAUCCCACUGAGGCUGACAUAGCACGCUCGCUGGCGGUCAAGGAGAAAAGAGGUUCUCAUAACGAUAUCAACGUCCUUCACCAGUCUCCACUAUUCGACAACCUAGCAGAAGGUAAAGCUCCAAAGGUGCACUAUACCAUUAAUGGCCAUGACUACAAGAUGGGGUAUUUGCUCGCCGAUGAUAUUUACCCCUCAUGGGCGACUUUAGUGAAGUCUAUCUCUUCUCCUAUGGGGAAUAAGCAGAAAUAUUUUGCAACAACACAAGAAGCAGCGAGGAAGGAUAUUGAAAGGUUUUUUGGGGUGUUUCAAUCUAAGUUUGCCAUUAUUCGUCAGCCAGGUCGCAUUUGGGAUAGGGAGACACUUGUAUUGAUAGUGAGGGCUUGUGUUAUCAUGCACCAUAUGAUUGUUAAAGAUGAAAGAGUUGUCGACCCUGAUGAGCGGUUCUCGGAUGUUUGUGAAAAUGUGCAACCUUCUCAUGGGAAGCCUACUCGCACACUAGCUGAAUUUAUUGAAGCCCAUAAUAAAAAGAUCAGAGACAAGCCAACACACUUCCAGUUGAAAGAAGACCUCAUCGAGCACCUAUGA